UAUUAAACACAGACAAAACAAUUUGUUUAGUAAAUAUUUUACACGUUUAAAAAUCAUAUUUAUGUUCUACACAAAUAUGGUUGAUAAUUAUCAGAGUGACUAAAAUCACUUGACCUUGUACUACCAAACAAUCGUUAUGUAUUUUACUCCUAAAUUUAGUCUUGUACUCUUUCAGGUUGUUGUCAAAGAAAGCGGGAGAGUUCAGUCAAGAAUCCUGAGUUGUUUAUGUUCACCGGAUUGUUCAUGUUACCAACCGGUUACAACCAAUUUCAAUGUCCAGCCGUUUGCAAAUCCCGUACUGAUGGAUGACGACAGCAUCGUAGGUCCACAAAACGGGGCUGAUCUUCCUUGUCAGAUUCUCAAUGUACCAGUCAGUAUUGACGAGAGUCUAGUUGACAGCUAUUGUUUGGUCGAGUAUGAUGGUAAACCAUAUCCAGGAAAGAUAACCGAAGUAGACGAUAUCAGUGUGAAAGUUAAAGCAAUGCAUUGUAUCGGUAUCAAUCGAUAUUUCUGGCCUUUACAUAAUGACGAAUGCUGGUACGAAAGAGAUCGUAUCAUUUCCAUGUUACCCUGUGAACCAGAGAAGCUGAGUGGCCGUCACCAGGCCCUACCUCUACCAAUAUGGGAGGCAGUGAAAGAUAAAUAUGAUCUGCAAACAUGUAUCAUUAUCUUUUGAUAUGAAAAUGUUUUUCGGGUUGUACUUUUGUGUUGCAUGUAUGUAAAAAUCGGGAUUAACAAACAUUGAAUUCAUAU
Molecule: messenger RNA, 753 nt
Organism: Dreissena polymorpha
Lineage: Eukaryota; Metazoa; Mollusca; Bivalvia; Myida; Dreissenidae
Exons: 3
Coding region: 137-676 (179 amino acids)
Source: RefSeq, a predicted model, not a curated record